This is a messenger RNA of Lagopus leucura (white-tailed ptarmigan), 2945 nucleotides long. RefSeq names its product poly(rC)-binding protein 3-like. NCBI's taxonomy places the organism in Eukaryota, Metazoa, Chordata, Aves, Galliformes, Phasianidae. The coding region runs from base 266 to 1375 and encodes 369 amino acids. Gene Ontology annotation, biological process: negative regulation of mRNA splicing, via spliceosome. Gene Ontology annotation, molecular function: mRNA binding. The transcript is spliced from 13 exons. The record is from RefSeq and is a predicted model, not a curated record. Gene Ontology annotation, cellular component: nucleus; cytoplasm.
UCGCCGAGCGCUGGCUGCUCAGGGCGGGCCGGCAGCGGGCGAAGUCGCUGAAAGAUUUCGAGUGGCAAAUUGGAAGUGAUUUCGGGUGGAGAUGGGGCUCGUGCGGGCGGCUCGUCGUCCGGGCAAGUGAGCUGCGCUGAAAUAUGUUUUAGGGAUUGUCAGCUGGAAAGUGUGCGCUUCCCUUGGGUUGAUUAAGUGAAGAGAAAAAAAAAAAACAAAAAAACACAACGAAGCUGCUUCCAAGUAUUGAAGAUACAAGGCCAGGAUGAACCCGAAGGACUCAAAAGUGUCUGAAGGAGGUCUCAAUGUCACACUUACCAUACGCCUUCUCAUGCACGGCAAGGAGGUUGGAAGCAUUAUUGGAAAGAAAGGUGAGACAGUUAAGAAGAUGCGGGAGGAGAGUGGGGCUCGAAUCAAUAUUUCCGAAGGCUCCUGUCCAGAAAGAAUUGUGACCAUAACAGGCCCAACAGAUGCAAUUUUUAAAGCUUUUUCUAUGAUUGCACUAAAAUUUGAAGAGGACAUUAAUGCUUCAAUGACAAACAGCUCAGUGACAAGCAAGCCACCUGUAACACUGCGGCUUGUCGUUCCAGCAAGUCAGUGCGGAUCCCUUAUAGGAAAAGGAGGCUCCAAAAUCAAAGAAAUCAGGGAGUCCACAGGAGCCCAGGUGCAAGUAGCAGGGGAUAUGCUGCCAAACUCAACGGAGCGUGCAGUCACUAUCUCAGGCACUCCCGAUGCCAUCAUCCAGUGUGUGAAACAGAUAUGCGUGGUCAUGCUGGAGUCCCCACCCAAAGGUGCCACCAUCCCCUACCGUCCCAAACCUGCCUCUGCACCUAUCAUUUUUGCAGGUGGCCAGGUAAGAGCAGACACCAUUUUGGCUUCAGCUGGAAACCACACCGUCUUGGCCCAACCUCAGCCAGCGCCUGCGUUUACAAUUCAGGGGCAGUAUGCCAUCCCUCAUCCAGACGUGAGUCCAGCACAUUUGACCAAGCUUCACCAGUUGGCUAUGCAGCAUCCCCCCUUUACUCCCCUUGGGCAGACCACCCCUGGUUUCCCUGGACUGGAUGCCACUUCUCCAACCAGUUCCCAUGAACUUACUAUUCCCAAUGAUCUAAUAGGCUGCAUUAUUGGCAGACAAGGCAGUAAGAUAAAUGAAAUCAGGCAGAUGUCAGGAGCGCAGAUCAAGAUUGCUAAUGCCACAGAAGGCUCUGCAGAACGACAAGUUACAAUCACAGGAUCCCCCGCAAACAUCAGCUUAGCACAGUACCUCAUAAAUGCAAGGGAUUCCCCACACAUCGAGACGAGAAUAGACCCCUUCAUUUUUAGUUGCACAAACACCAUAUGGCAUGCACCUGGAUCUCAGAAGAUAACAAUUUAAGAUCUUCAAGACAGCUAAAGCAUGCAAAUAAAAUAAUGCACUUAUUUAUGGAGUUGCAGUGAGCUGCUCACCAGAGACAGAAACUCUAGUGAACAAACCUCUCUUUGACUCACUUUAGAAAAGCCUGUGAACUCUCACAAUUCCGUUUAAUUACUGCUUAACAAAUCUUUUGAUGGAAUGAGAUAUAUGUGGGGUCUUUUAAGAUACUUUUGCAAAGAAGAAAACUUCUCAGCAGUCAUACACAUGGAUGCUCUAUCUAUACCCUGUGAAACCAGAAAGUAUUUUCUUCCUGCUGGCUUUCUAGAAAGUCAAUUGUUACCAUCAUCUACAAUAAACCAUCAUAUAUUAUUAUGUACCAUAUGUUGAAACUGUAUUUAGAUGAAGCAACUUCAUUUGUAAAUGAAGACUCUUAAAGUAAUGUAUAAUAAAUUAAGUUCUAAGGUGACAUAGGACAUUAAGGUGGCUUUUUCAUUUAAAAAGUUACAUUGCUCCAGAUUUCUCUUCUCCCAAGAGAAAUGUCUGCCCAGUGAGGUGCCACCACAGCCACAGCACUGGCCAGCAGUACAGUUAACAAGAUAUAGUUUGAGAUGUCAAGUAAAAGAAAAAAAUAUAUAUAUAUAUAAUAUAAAAUAAUAAGUAAAAGCCAUAUAAACAUUCAGGGUAAGAUGGACUUUUCUUUCUACUCUUCCCCCCAAGAUCCAACAUUCUCAUAGAUUUGGUUUCCAGGGACAGUAUUUCUGCAUAGAUAAUGUCUCACAGCAGCAUGGGAUGUGAAAAACCUAUCCAAUGUAUUCCUCUAACUGUGUGUAUCUCUAGCCAAAGUUGCCAUCUAUAUAGCAAUUUAUCAGGUUGUUUUAGGCAUAUUAUUGCAAUCUGGUGUUGAAUGUGUACAUAAGAUUAAGCACUCUAAAUUACAGAUAUAUAAGUACGUUGAUACAGUAUCAAGACAGAGAUUUAAUUCUUUAAGUAUUGUUUUCGUUCUUUGUUGACUAUCCAAGGGUUGAACUCUGUAUUAGCAGAAUUUGUCCCAGCUUGUUUGCAGUAGCAAUGUCUUUUUUUCUUGUAAAAUCUUCUGUCUCUUAACUGGUAACCGUUGUAGUAACUGGAUUUUCAUUAUCCAAUUACAUCUUCUAGCUUUUAUUAAGAAUGAACCACAGCUUAGGUUUCCUAUGUAAUAUUUGACUUUGGGGUGUAAGUGACCUGUAGCCAGCAGCACUUUCUUCUUGUUGAAGAGCAGUUUCCUGAAGAUGUUUUUCACUUCCGUUUUGAUGAAAGAGUCAUUCACAGAACAGAACCAACAAAGGCAAUCUCGAGCUUUAUUCCUUCUGUACGCUAGUCGGGCAAUGCAAGACGUGGCCUUCAAUGUAUGUAUUUGUAAGUGUAGCUCUUCAAAGUGGAAAAUUGGCAUAAUGAAAUUCUGUAUUGAGUCUGCUCAUCAGCUUCCUUAUUCAAUUCUGUUGUAUGUAUAACCGAUUUGGGAAACUUCAGCUGUCAUAAGACAGCUGAAAGCCAACCUAAUGUACUUUCACCUCACUCGUUACCACCAGAAAUAAAGGUGAAGUAAUGCGAA